AGUGGCAGAUGGGAUCAUGCAAGAUAGACGUGAGCGGACCCAUAUGGCGUCCCCUCCGCAGAAUGAAGAUGGUACCUACACGGGUUUCAUCAAAGUGCAUUUGAAGCUCCGGCGGCCGGUGACGGUGCCUGCUGGGAUCCGGCCCCAGUCCAUCUAUGAUGCCAUCAAGGAAGUGAACCUGGCGGCCACCACCGACAAGCGGACAUCCUUCUACCUGCCCCUCGAUGCCAUCAAGCAGCUACACAUCAGCAGCACCACCACGGUCAGCGAGGUCAUCCAGGGGCUGCUCAAGAAGUUCAUGGUUGUGGACAAUCCCCAGAAGUUUGCACUUUUUAAGCGGAUACACAAGGACGGGCAAGUGUUCUUCCAGAAACUCUCUAUUGCUGAUUGCCCUCUCUACCUGCGCUUGCUCGCCGGGCCUGACAAUGACGUCCUCAGCUUCGUGCUCAAGGAGAAUGAAACCGGAGAGGUGGAGUGGGACGCCUUCUCCAUCCCCGAGCUCCAGAACUUCCUAACAAUCCUGGAAAAGGAGGAGCAAGACAAAAUCCAACAAGUGCAGAAGAAAUAUGACAAGUUUAGGCAGAAACUGGAGGAGGCCUUAAGAGAAUCCCAGGGCAAACCUGGCUAACCGGUCCUGCUUCCUCUUCUGGUGCCCGUGGAUUUAUUUUUAUUAUUAAUUAUUAUUUUGCAACAGACACUUUUUCUCAGGACACCUGUGGCGGGUGCAUCUGUGCCCCCCCUCCCCCGCCGGCAGUUCCAGAUGUGGCACGAAACCUCUGAGGGACACGCGUGCUCGUGGGCCAGGCCCCCGCCUGCCACACACCACCUCCGAGGAGCAGGACUGGGGAGGGGAGGUGGUGGUGGCAGGGGCGGGGAGGGGGGAGAGAAGAGCCUUGGAUGUCAGCAAUCCACGAGCCCUUGGUAAGCCAACCAGCUGCCUCUCUCAUCACCAAACUGGAAUGGUUCGCACCGGCCGGCAAAGGAAAGAAGAAAGGUUUUAGAGCUGUAUGUUCUUUCUCUGGGUUUUAUUCUUCUUCAAUUUCUCUCUUAUUUGCCACCCAUAGACCUUUAUUUAUGAGUCAAAAAUUGUAGCAUAUUCCUUGAGCAGGUCGGGGCUAAGCCCCCGAAAGCAGGAUAAUGCUCGUAAGAGGAUUGCCCCCCACUGUCCCAAGGUGCCCGUUGUUCAUGCUCAAGGGAAGGUCCUAAAGCCACUGGCCCCAGAUGCUCAGGUAGGGAGCACCAAAGCUGAGGCUGGCUCAGAGAUUUCCAGAGAAGCCACAGCCUGCCUUGGCCCUCAUCACUCAAGAGUCUGCACACACGUAAACCCAAAGGCAUAUAUUUAUCUGCACGUGUGUGAUGCCUCGUCACUUCUUUGUCAACAAGCGUUUGUUUUUAAGUUACAACUUGGAGUUUCAUAUUGCCAUCAUCCUCACGUGUUUUCACGAAGGGAAACCAGCCAUUUGCCAUUUUUAAUGUCUCCUGCUGAGUACGGAAAUCAGGCAGUCAGAGGAAGCCAAAAAGCAUUGCAGAGAAAUGUGUCCAGCUUGUCCUCAGCCUUCCCCCGGCCAGACAGCAGGGGAGGGCCUGGCCGCCCUGCUUUCCCGCGUGGCCUUCUGCAUGGCCUCCUUCCUCCCACCGGGACUCUGGGGUCUCCAGGUGCUGCCAGAGGAGCUGCCUUGAAUACAGACGGGGAUCCUCCCAACUCAGCCGACUUGGAGUCCUUUGUGUUCCGAAGCCCGGGCCAGCCCGUGGCCCUGCGCUCCGCGAGCUUGUGGGCCGGCCUCCGGCUGACCUCAGUGCCUUUUUGUUUUCAGAGAGAGACGGGAGCAGGGCGCACCUGCUUGACGCUUGCUGCUGGCUUGCUGCUGGCUUGCUCCUUCCAGAAAGGGGACCAUGGUGGUGCGGGAGGCGAGGCCAGGGGAGCCCUUCCUCCGAGAAUGGGGCGAGAGUCACAGACCUCCUUCCCCUCUAAUGUCCUGGGCUUUGACUCCCAAUAAGUGAUGUCAAACCCCAUGGACAAGGUGGAUCAGAUCCCCAACUUACACCUGUACUGGAUCCUUGUUCGGGUGCAAACUGAAAAAUAAACUAGCCAAGCAACUGAAGCAAGUGGCCAGGGCUGCAAAGACCCUCCAAUGCAGAGGGAGAAGGACUUUUCACGGCCAAAGCAGGGCCGGCUUUCCAGUCCAGCCUCUGAGAGAUCACUUCUUCGCUGUCCUCUGCCUUCCCAGGUCCUUCCUGGGUUGGGUUGAGCCCCAGCUUCUUUGUGUAGCCUCAGAAGUCCCCUCCACAACCCUUGCUGUGUCCACACCGCCCCUGAUCCCAGAAGGAAUGCUGCCCCCACGUCACAAAACUGUGUGUAGUCUUCAGAGCUGCAAAAGCAAGACAAGCUAGCAGCUCCAAAAGACUUUUUAGGCCCCCAGAACCCUGGUUCUCUGCCAUCUCAUGCUCAGCCUUAUUGCUUCUCUCCCUUAAAAAAAAUCUCUCUCCCUGCUGUGUACUAAAGGGCGCGGGUAGAGAGUCCUUUUCCUUCAUGCUGCAUGUCUUUAACAUUAAUGGAAGGCACAGCUCCUGCUGCAGCCGCUGUGAAUGCUGCUGAGAGCCUCCCUCUGGUGGGGGCGGCUAUUUUAUUUUUGAGAAGGAAAAUAAAGUCAUGUACAUAUAUACAUAAAGGCAUAUAGCUAUAUAUAAAGAGAUAGGGGUGUUUAUGAAAUAAGAAAAUUAUGGAAAAUUCUGACUUUAUCUAAAGCACAGUUAGACCCAGGAGCCACGCUGAGGCCCGAGCCUCGAUGAAUAGUCUGUACAAAGUAUCCCUCCCCCCGGGGGCGGGUAUGGCGGCUGGGAGUGCCUUCUAUCCUUGUGCUGCCCUGUGUGUACAUAUUUGUUUUGAGGAUAUUUUCUUUUUAAAUGUCUUUCUUAUAUGGGUUUUAAAAAAAGUAAUAAAAGCUUGUUGCAAAAAUGA
This is a messenger RNA of Leptonychotes weddellii (Weddell seal), 2959 nucleotides long. The record is from RefSeq and is a predicted model, not a curated record. Lineage: Eukaryota; Metazoa; Chordata; Mammalia; Carnivora; Phocidae.